UUUUGCCCACCAGCCUCCAUGUUCAACUCCGUGAACCCACCAGUUAGCAACUAUGUGGAGCACUGUUACCUUCGGCCUCUUCACGGGCAGGGGCAACCCAGCUCCAUGGCAGAAGGGAUCAGUGACUUGCCAUUUUACCACCAGGCCAACUCCAUGGGGAAUCACCACGCCUAUGGGAUGAUGCCUGCAGGGGGACAUUCUUCUCAUACUGAGGGUACUCGUUUCUCUACACCCCGGAGCACAGCCAAGCUGACAAAGAAGCGGGCCCUGUCCAUCUCUCCGCUCUCAGAUGCCAGCAUUGACCUCCAGACGGUCAUCCGCACCUCUCCCAAUUCCUUAGUUGCUUACAUCAACUCACGCUGUGCCUCGGCCGGGGGUUCCUACGGGCACCUCUCCAUCGGAACUGUCAGUCCUUCACUUGGGUUCCAGAGCCCCAUGGGCCACCAGAAAGCUCAGGGGAUGUCGUUUGGCCACAACCCACCGAUGGUCCCCUGUGGGUCUCAUGAACACAUGCCCAAUCGACCAGCAAUGAUGCACCAUCAUAUGCCGCCCCCCUGUGGGAUGCUGAAACACUGCCAGCUGAAGUCAGAGCCCAGCCUGGGCAGCCCUCUGGAUGCCCUAAGCACCAAGUGCCUGGAGGAGUGCUCGGAGGGUGACAUUUCCAGCCCGGCCUCUACGGGGACGCAGGAUCCCUUACUGGGCAUGCUGGAUCCCAGGGACGAAUUAGAGAAGGAAGAUGGCAAGGUGGAGGCUGAGGCUGUGUAUGAGACCAAUUGCCACUGGGAAGGGUGCUCCAAAGAGUUUGACACACAGGAGCAGCUGGUGCACCACAUUAACAACGAGCACAUCCAUGGGGAGAAGAAGGAGUUUGUGUGCCACUGGCACGACUGUUCGCGGGAGCAGCGACCCUUCAAAGCUCAGUACAUGCUGGUCGUCCACAUGAGGCGUCACACGGGAGAAAAGCCCCACAAGUGUACGUUUGAAGGCUGCAAUAAGGCCUACUCACGGCUGGAAAACCUCAAGACCCACUUGCGCUCCCACACAGGGGAGAAGCCCUAUGUCUGCGAGCAUGAGGGCUGCAACAAGGCAUUCUCCAAUGCCUCGGAUCGGGCCAAGCACCAGAACCGGACACAUUCCAACGAGAAACCAUAUGUCUGCAAGAUCCCGGGCUGCACUAAGCGCUACACAGAUCCCAGUUCGCUACGUAAGCACGUCAAGACAGUGCACGGACCAGAUGCACAUGUGACCAAGAAGCACCGUGGAGACACAGUGCCUACCAGUCGGAUGCUAGCCCUCCAUGGGGACAUGAAACAAGAGAGGGACAGUGACGGCAGGAAGGAAGAGGGCAAGCUCACGGUGCCCGACUCUAACUUGAAACCGCAGCCCAGCCCUGGAGGUCAGUCGUCCUGCAGCAGCGAACGGUCCCCCUUGGGCAGCACGAACAACAACGACAGCGGUGUGGAGAUGAAUGCCAACGCAGGAGGCAGCUUGGAGGACUUGUCAGUGCUGGAGGAGCCAUCGGAGCCCAUGGGCAACUCCGGGAUGUCGGCACUGCACAAGCUGGAGAAUCUGCGCAUUGACAAACUCAAGCAGCUGCGCAAGCCCCUGUCAGUGAAAGGUGUCAAACUUCCUUCCAUCACUGGAACAGGCCCUGCAAGGGAGGUGCCUGGCCUGUGUGGGCUGCCCUCGGCUGUCUCUCACCGGCGCAUCAUGGAGCUGUCGUCUGGGGAUUUGCCCUCCCUCCCCUUGGCAGGCGAGCGCCGUGGCAGCACCACCAGCACCAUCAGCUCCGCCUAUACAGUCAGCCGCCGCUCCUCCAUGGUAUCGCCAUACCUGCCGGCAGGGGGAGCCUCCAAUGGGCUCGGCCCGCCUGACAUGUACGACCCCAUCUCCCCAGAUGCCUCCCGGCGUUCCAGCGAAGCCAGUCCCUGCGGAGGUCUUCCAGGGCUGGGUAACCUGACCCCAGCGCAGCAGUACCGGCUCAAGGCCAAGUAUGCGGCUGCAACGGGCGGGCCUCCUCCAACCCCUCUUCCCAGCAUGGAGAGGGCAGCACAGGACAGCCUCAUGUGGGAUUACCCGGGCACGGGCCUGCCGCCGUUCAUGCGUAGGCAUAGCACCAACGAGUACCACAGCUACACCACCGGCAUCCUCCACCCCCACCAGGCACCCAGUCACAGUGCCCGGCGAGCCAGUGACCCCUCCCAGUCUGUGGGCAAGCCCCAUCCCGCUCCCAGAGUGCAGCGGUUCAAAAGUCUUAGCAAUGUGAGCCCAGCAGGGAUGGGCAGAACCAGCACCCAAGGAGCGGGGGCCUCUGAUGCCAACCUGCAGCGCCACCUUUUCUCCCCACGGCCUCCAAGCAUCAGUGAAAAUGUCUUCUUAGAGGCUGCAGCCAUGGAGAGUGCCAUCCCGGCUGGAGAACAGGAGCUGCUGGAGAUGGACCCUUACCUUGGCUACCCGGAGCGGAGCUACCUGUUCCAAACAGCAGGCAUGGAGCUGCAGGGCAGUGGGGCCCACCGAGGCAUGCUCAGGGCAGUGGGCGACUUGCAGAUGAGUCCAGCCAGCCAUGAGCCGCUGGAGGGUGGCUUUGAGCAGGCGGAGUAUAUUCCCUCCCAGUGCCAGAUGAGUGGGCCUUUCCAUGCAGCACGGCCCUGGGACAGCGACAGCUCAGGGAUGAACCCUGUGCCACCCAGUGGCCUGGGGCAGUGCCCCUCUGCCCAGUACGCAGUCCCUGACACCAAGCACCUGGGAGUGGAACCUGGUCGUGCAGGCCAGCAGGGGACGUUCCCAUUCGGGCAGCCCCACAUCAAAGCCGAGCAGCAAUUCCAGACAGCUGCUCCAACUCUUGCCUCCUGCCAGGGCAUGAAGCAGCUGGCAUACUGCCAGGCUCAGCCGGUCUGUGGAAGUGAUGGGUACCAGCCUGAGAGCCAGCAGGGCCCUUGCUUUGGUGGUGGGCAGCCCGCCGGCAGGCGAUCCCAGACCCCAAUGCUGCAGGUCAAGGAGAUGAUGGUGCGGAGCUACGUGCAGUCGCAGCAAGCACUGAUUUGGGGGGAGCAGCCAGAUGGCAACGUCAUAGAUGGCAUGGAGAGCGGGCAGUGCCAGCAGCACCCACCUUACCCUGGACCCAGGUACCCCAACUACCCAGCCAGAUCCCCGCAAGAGAUGGAGAACAAGGCACUUUCAAGCCCUGGCAGCCAGUGUUACAACCCAGGGAUGGUCCCCCAUCCACCUGGCGGGCCAAAGCCACUGAGUCGACAAAGCAGCUUGGGCUACCAGGUUAGUCCCUCAUAUGAAUCCCCCAACAACGGUGGGCCCCACCGGAUGAUGCGCUUACCCCCUCUCCAGAGACCUGAGGAGGCCGGUUUUCCCAGCCCCAUGCACAUGCAGCUCAGCAAAGCCCCUGGGCAGAAGUUGAUGGAUGUUCACCAAAGGCACCAUCAGCCACCUAGCUGUGUGGCUGAGGAUCCAGGUGGGCCCUGUGUCCCUGGGCUGAAUGUCCUCAAAUCAGACUCCUUCUCUUAUCUGCCAGAAGAGCAGGUGUCCAACAGCCUGGACACUCUGGACCUAGAGAAUACCCACUUGGACUUCACAGCCAUUCUAGAUGAUGCAGAAGCCCUCAGCCCCACCUCCCCAGCUGGUGGCCCUGCCAAUAUGGCAGUGGGGGAUAUGAGCUCCAUGCUGAACUCUCUUGCAGGGGAGAACCAGUUCCUUAACACUCUCUCCUAG
This is a messenger RNA of Varanus komodoensis (Komodo dragon), 3723 nucleotides long. RefSeq names its product GLI family zinc finger 1 (gene GLI1). Gene Ontology annotation, molecular function: DNA-binding transcription factor activity, RNA polymerase II-specific; RNA polymerase II cis-regulatory region sequence-specific DNA binding. Gene Ontology annotation, cellular component: nucleus. Bases 19 to 3723 code for a protein of 1234 amino acids. Gene Ontology annotation, biological process: smoothened signaling pathway; regulation of transcription by RNA polymerase II. The transcript has 12 exons. The record is from RefSeq and is a predicted model, not a curated record. NCBI's taxonomy places the organism in Eukaryota, Metazoa, Chordata, Lepidosauria, Squamata, Varanidae.